This is a messenger RNA of Oncorhynchus gorbuscha (pink salmon), 2909 nucleotides long. RefSeq names its product nuclear receptor ROR-alpha A-like. The record is from RefSeq and is a predicted model, not a curated record. Gene Ontology annotation, molecular function: nuclear receptor activity; RNA polymerase II cis-regulatory region sequence-specific DNA binding; zinc ion binding. Gene Ontology annotation, cellular component: nucleus. Lineage: Eukaryota; Metazoa; Chordata; Actinopteri; Salmoniformes; Salmonidae. Gene Ontology annotation, biological process: regulation of transcription by RNA polymerase II. The coding region runs from base 1230 to 2729 and encodes 499 amino acids. The transcript is spliced from 11 exons.
UAGCCUGAACUGAACUGAAAAUGAAGUUGGCUGAUGUUAUCUUUACCUGAAGACAAGGCGGAAUAGGAAGAGUGACAACAGAGAAUGACAAAAUGACAAAGACGGUCUCAGAGUAAAUGAGUUGAGUAACUAUAACAGAGAUGAUAGUGCAUGUUGUAUAGCGCAUGCGCAGAUCACCACUGUUGCUUUAGUUCAGGACGGUUGGUCACAAUUUGCUCCCAACUAUUGUAGCUAUUUAUAGCCCACAAAAAAAUAUUAAAUUGCUUAAAUCUGAUAUGACCUGAGUUAGAACCAUCAACAACAAACAGGUUAAGUAACUGUAGUGGUUAAAUACAGUAAUUUGUUUACACCGGAUAAUUCAGUGCGUUGUAGAAUUAUGUAACGGGUAAACCAACCUUGGUAACCCUUUACCAUGCACACUGCGGAAGACUACAUGCGCUUCUAUUAAUGACCGUAAUUAAAACCGAAGAGGAAAGCAAUCAAAUAAAACACAACGUUUGAUAAUUAGUCUAUAAUGACACAUUUUCUUAUAUUUCCAUAGGCCGUAUCAUAUAUCAAGCUACUGAAAAAAACCUCCAGACAAACAUAUAGGCCUAGCCUAUAGGUCUAAACGUUUUGGGGUUUGCUUGCCUGCCUUCAUAUUUAUUUAGGCAAAUGCGUUGGUUGGGCUAUGUUUAAAUCGGGAACUACAGAAUAAAGACGGACCGGCUGCAACAAACAAACGGCCGUGAGUUAUUACAUAAAUCCUGGUGACAUAACCUCUGAGCGGAGCUCGGGCCGACAGCCAGGGCGCAAAGAGCAAGCGGGUUGAAACCGGAGUAGCCUGAACUGCUUGUACAAGGAAGUUCGUUGCAAAAAUGAAGCUGGCUGAUAUUAUCCUCACGUGAAGGCAACACGGAAUAUGGAGAGAGAGUGACAACAGAAAAUGACAAAGACGUUGUCAGAGUAAAUGAGCGUACUGACUCUAAAAGAGAUGGUAGUGCAUGUUUUAAAGCGCAUGCGCCGUCCCUGCCUCUAGAGCAGCAGGUAGUUCUAUAUAUUUAGAAUUAAAGAUCCAACGUUUUUUAAGUUAUUUAUGUUGCAUUGCAUACUAAGUGCACAGCAAAACGCGCGGUAGAAUAUACAAUAAAAAGGGGUGUGUAGACACGCUUGUCCCAGGAGUGUGAAGUGGCGUAGUGUGUGUCAGCGCCAGGUGCAAGCACACGCAGUUUGUUUUGACUGGGGGAGUUAUGGAAUAUGAGGAGCCCGAAUCACCCGAACACGUCACUACAGAAGAACCAAUCAAAAGAGGAGACACUGUGUCCAAGAAGACUAAUUUGACUCAGAUUGAGGUGAUUCCCUGUAAGAUCUGUGGUGAUAAAUCAUCAGGAGUUCACUAUGGAGUCAUCACCUGCGAGGGCUGCAAGGGUUUUUUCCGGCGUAGCCAGCUGCCGUCCGUGUCCUACUCCUGUUCCAGACAGAGUAACUGUCCUAUAGACAGAGCCAGCCGCAACCGCUGCCAGAGCUGCCGACUGCAGAAGUGUGUGACCCAGGGCAUGAGCCGGGAUGCGGUGAAGUUUGGUCGGAUGUCGAAACGUCAGCGGGAGUCUCUGCGUGCCGAGGUGGAGAGACACCGUCAGCAGCAGCAGCAGCAUCUCCAGGCAGAGGCCCAGCCCGCCCUGUCCUACCCCAGCAAGGCAUGCCGUUUCCGGACACCCCACCUGCUCCAGGCCCCGGCACCAGCCUACUCCUUCCCUGGAGAGCCAGAGCUGCCACCCUGCCCGACCGAUGUGCUCCCCUACCUGGUGUGCUCCCCAGGCGAGUCCCAGGCUCCAGGUCUGGCCUACCAGGGCUCCUGUGUGUCUCCUGGUAGUGGGCACUCAGACGAAAGAGGGUUCGACUCCCGUCAGCCGUCUCCUGACCAGUCGAUAGGGAUGGGAAUUAGAUCGUAUGACCCAGAAGACCCUUACUGCCCUUACCCCCCCUCCCAAUCCCUGCUACACAUAGAGGAGCUGUGUGACAGUAUCGUGCGGUCCCAUAGGGACACCAGUCAGUUCAGACUAGAGGAACUACAGGCUCUGAGAUGGAAGUUGUUCAGCAGAGAGGAGAUCCAUGCUUACCAGAGCAAGUCAGUAGAUGAGAUGUGGCAGCACUGUGCCGUGAGGCUGACUGAAGCGGUACAGUACGUGGUGGAGUUUGCCAAACGCAUCCCAGGGUUCCGUGGGCUUGGACAGAACGACCAAAUCACCCUGCUCAAGACUGGAUCGAUGGAGGUGGUUCUGGUUAGAAUGAGCAGGUGUUUUAACACAGAGAACAGCACCGUCUUCUUCGAUGGGAAGUUUGGCAGCACUGAACUUUUCAAGUCUCUGGGCUGUGGUGAUCUGAUGGUGGCGGUGUUUGACUUCGCUCACAGUGUGUGUGCCCUGAGACUGACUGAGCAGCAGAUGGCUCUCUUCAGCUCACUGGUGCUCAUUAACGCCGAUCGCCCCUGUCUUGAGGAUAGAGGCAGAGUACAUAGAAUGAGAAGAGACUUGGAGGAAUGCCUCAGCCACAUGCUACGCAGAGACAACCAGGAGAGCCUUCAGCACAAGCUCUACCAGAAGGUGUCAGUGUUGCGGUCUCUGUGCAGUCUUCAUGUGGAGAAGCUGCACUGGUUCAGCCAACGCUACCCGCUCACCGUCCACUCUGUCUUCCCUCCUCUAUACAAGGAGCUGUUCACCUCUGACCUGCCUUCUGUGGACUCCCUGUGAACUCCCUCUGAACUGCACCAUACAUGUUGACAGAUAAUUAGACAAAGAAACAUGCAUACAGUAGACAGACACACACAAACACACACAGACACACAAACACACACAGAAACACAGACACACACAGAAACACAGACACACACAGAGACACAGACACUCACAAAGACAAAGACACACACAGAC